Bemisia tabaci is the source of this 3611-nucleotide messenger RNA. RefSeq lists its product as uncharacterized. The record is from RefSeq and is a predicted model, not a curated record. NCBI's taxonomy places the organism in Eukaryota, Metazoa, Arthropoda, Insecta, Hemiptera, Aleyrodidae.
GGUGAUUCUGCGCCUCAGUCUACAAUCGGACCGCUCGCGAAAUUGCGCGAACAAGUGAAUUUGGUGACUCAUAGUCGCGACGUCCGCGGAUUUCGUCAGUGUUUACAUUCCUUGAUCUCCGAUUUUAAUAGACGACAACAUGUUCGGUGGACUAGGAGGAGCUUUGAAGAACUUGGGCGGUAAAGCUGAGGAGCUGAUCGAAAAGAAAAAGAAGGAAGUUGAAGAAUUGGCGACCGAAAAGAAAAAUGCAGCUGCUUCUAUGAUCGAAAACCAGAUUAAAAAGACUGGUGAUUCCCUCUGGCAAGCUAAGUCAGAUGCCGAGAAGACAGCGACAGCCGUGGCUGAGGACAAUAAAAAGGCGGCCAUUGAAGCCUUUGACGCAGAGUUGAAGAGCGCAGAGAAAACUGUUGACGAAACCAUCCAAGAGACCAAAUCCUCAAGCACAGAAGCAGCACCUCCCUCGGAACCAACCAAAAGCGACGACUCACCCGUUGAUGCCAUCACUAAAGCAGUGGGGGGUCUAGAUUUUGGGAAAAUAGCAACUGGAGGAUUAGAUGCAACAGAAGCAGAGAAAGUGGUCGAUACUGUAGUCAAACAGGUGAACACAGCGGUGGACGAGAAAAUAAAAGAGGCUGAUCACUUCAUCGAUGAAAAGCGAGAAGAUGUGGUGCACAAAGCGCAAGAGGCUAUAUCAGGAGCUACAGCUGGGAGCGGCGUUGGUGCCAUGCUCGGCAAAGCAAAGGGUUUACUGGGAAGUAAGUAAAUCAAGAAAAUGGUCGUUGAGUCGCCAAACAAGAAGAAACUCGCUAAUCUCAGCUUAUUUUUUUACUCAUUAGUAUAAGAUGCAUUGUCUACAAGUUCAUCAUUCAGGUACCCUUUUAAAUGUUUAAUUAAGAUUGUCAAUGUUGUUUGUAAUUUUUCAUAGAUCUGUUAGAUACAUUCAAUUAAUGGGUCCUUAAAAGAGAGCUUUGAUUCAACUUGUAGAUCAAACCUCGGUUGUUCAGUCUCUUCCUCCAUAGUAAUUUUGUUAUGUUAGAUUGGAGGAAAUCAAAGCUCACUUCUGCUAUUUGAGUAAAUUUGAAAUUCUGUCAAAACUUGGAUUAAAAAAGAGAAAAAGCAGGGAAAAAUGAGGUCAUAGUAUGUGAUUGAAACUAAAGCACACCUGUGUGUUUUGAAUCUGCUAGAAUAGCUUACUGAAGUAGCGGUAAUCUUUGUAAAAUGUAAAGUUAACAACAAUUUAAAAAAAAAAAAAACAUUUAUCACACAGAUGGUUUUGCACGCAAAAUAUUUGAGUUAUACACUGAAAUGUGCAGCUUUUUCAUACUGCUCAUGUUUUAUCUUUGUGUUUUGCCUUUCGGAUUUCCAUUCGAAAACUAAUGCUUUAAAACAACUUUGUUCAAGAUUGGUGUUUUAAUAUGAAAUUACUUUACAUACAUACAUAAAUUCGUAGCUAGACACACGAAGGAAUCUUACCAUAUUGAUGUUGUUAACUACUGCAAAUGCUUUUUUCAAUGUUUAUUUUUAGAUUUGAUCUGACUGGUGAAAUAUUUUACACCAUGACAAGUAAAAUGUAAGUCAUUAAAUAAGUAAUUAUCCAAAUUAUUCCUUCCAGUCAAACUGGUGCAUUCCAUUUGAUUACUUGAAAAGACAGUUAGGAAUACUACUACGAGAACAUACUACUAAACUACUUCCGGGUACAUUGUCUGACUCUACUGAGGAAAUUGUUAGUGCUAUAAUCUUUGAUUUGGUUAAAAUGUUAAAGAUUAUUUGACUACAACCGCUGCUCUGUGAACUAGAUUAUUACAAUGCUGAGGUUCUAAAAACAAAUAAUAUGCGCUGCUGCUACAGGAAGAAAAUAAAAAAUUUAGCUAUGAUAAGUAACAGAGAUAAUAGGUCCAAAGAUUAUUACAAAAAAGAUUCUUAAUUCUGAGAAAUAAAAUAAUUAAAGUUUUUAAACAAGUGUAUUGAGGGGUCAAAAUGAAACCUCAGAAAUGAUUAUUUUACUCGAUUAUUUUAAAUUUCUUGAUAAUACCUCAAAUUUGACUCAAUAACUAGAUUUUCUUCACAGAGCCAGUCAAAUUGGUAUUUAAACUACUAAAGCUUCAGAAUACAAAAUACGGAAUAUUUGUUCCAUAUCAGCAGGUCUAUGAGUGAUCAAGUUAUCAGUGACUUCUGUUUUGUACAAAGCCAGCAGGUGGUGCUGUUACCGACCAUUUUUUCUCUUCACACGUUUCAUUUGACAGGAAUAUUUAGGAGAUAAGAUGAAUUUUGCAAACCUUAGGCAUGAAAUAUUGUCAACCCAGAUGUGUCUACAUACAUUAGAGUAAUUGAACACCCUUGCUUAGUGGUCAUUUUCUUAAAUUUCUUUCUUGAUCAGUUAUUUACUUAUUUAUUUAUUUUUCAGGCUCUCGAUAAAUAAUCAGAAUAGCCUAUGGUGAUUCUCAAGUUUUAAAGAAAAGUGUCUAAGUUCCCAAUAUUAUGAACGUACAGGAGGGUUCCAGAAGAAGGGCUCAUAAUAGUUCAGAAGAGCUUGUGUCUGGGAGCAGCGGCUAUCUGGACAAAUGAUCGGAGACACGAACUCAUCUAUGUUUUGUAGGCCCCUUUUCUAGAACCCUCCUUAAUUUUAGAAAUUGCUAUUAUUCGGGGGGUUCCCCCCCACCAAACAAAGAAUUCCUUUCUAGAAUCAUGGAAUUAAUAUUUUAGACUGUCACCAUGACAUCAAAAUAUUAUGGAGAAAUAGAGGUUGACAUUUCACUGUUAUCUUUUAUGUCAUAUGCUGUCAAUUAUUUUUUCUGAGUUUUUGCUCAUAAGCAGCCAAAUUCUUUAGGAUUUAAACCUACAAAAGCUAUAAUUUUCUCGAUCAUCAAAACUACUGAUGCCAAAAAAUAUCGUAUAAUCUACGUUUUAUUGAAGAAAAUAUUAAUUUUUACACAAGAGCUUGAAUUUUGUUGAUUGCAAUUGAUGCUUGAAUUAUACAUCUAAAAAUCAAGUCAAGUUCCUAAAAAUUCACCUGUAGGUUUUUUUGCACGAUAUUGGAUGAAUCUGUAGAUAAAGUAAGACCCAGUGCUUUGUGAAUGGAAAUUGUAUGAUGAAAUUCUUUUGAGCAAUUAUCUGACAGUACGAAAAGCAACUGCUCUCCCAAAUAUCUAUCUUGAACUGCUUGCUUGAAACUCAAAUUUGUGUGUGAAGUAAUUUGUGGAUGUUACAUUAGGAUUUUUGACAUACAAGAAAAAAUUCCUGAUUAUUGAAUGAUAAAUGUAUAUUUACAAAGAUUUGAACUGCUCUUAAAAAUAAUUAAUAUCAGACAAUGUAAACAUGAAUUAUCAGAAAAUUUUACACCACAUUCCGUCAAAGCACAAGAAUUAAGCAGUGGAAUACCUUCGAACACUGGAUUUUACUGGGAAAUCACAUUUACUGGAACCGGUCUUUAGAUCAAUGAACAUUGAUGAUUUACUACUUUGAUAUGAAUGAUUAUAAUUUUAUUUUUGUAUUUUUUGUGAGAAAAUAUUUUAAAAUUUAAGUUUGCUUCAAAAGCUUUAUUUUGUAUGUUAUUUGUACAUGUGUUAAAAUGUGAUGUUGAAUAAACUUUAUUAAAAUGAGUCAUUAAUAAA